GCGGUGGGUGACGCCAUCGGAUCGCGCUGCGAGAAGGUCAUACGGGAUCCUCCAGCAUGGCGGCGGCGGCGCUGCGGGGAGGCUGGUGCCGCUGCCCGCGGAGAUGCUUCAGCAGCGGAGUCCAUUUUCUAUCCAGCCACAACCUAGUGCCACUCCCCCUGGGUACCUAUCAGAUGCCCUGGCCAAGUGGACAGCAGACCCUGUCCAGAUCCUAUUCUUCUGGAAAUAGGAAAGGCUUUCUCUCCGGCUUGCUAGAUAACAUCAAACAAGAAUUAGCCAAAAACAAAGAAAUGAAAGAAAGUAUAAAAAAGUUCCGAGAUGAGGCCAGAAAGCUGGAAGAGUCUGAUGCACUCCAGGAAGCCAGGAGGAAAUACAGAACCAUUGAAUCAGAAACCAUGCGGACAGGCGAGGUGAUCAGGAAGAAGCUGGGGGAGAUCACAGGCACCGUGAAGGAGAGUCUCGACGAAGUCAGUAAAAGUGACCUUGGCCGGAAAAUCAAGGAGGGUGUGGAAGAAGCAGCCAAGACCGCCAAGCAGUCGGCCGAGUCGGUGUCCAAAGGUGGGGAGAAGCUUGGCAGGACUGCCGCCUUCAAAGCCCUCUCACAGGGUGUGGAGUCUGUGAAGAAGGAGAUCGACGAGAGCGUCCUGGGGCAGACCGGGCCCUACCGGCGGCCUGAGCGGCUCAGGAAGAGGAAAGAGUUCGCAGGAGAGAAAUUCAAGGAAGAGAAAGUGUUUGAGGCCAACGAGGAGGCGCUGGGGGUCGUGCUGCACAAGGACUCCAAGUGGUAUCAGCAGUGGAAGGACUUCAGGGACAACAAUGUGGUGUUCAACCGGUUCUUUGAGAUGAAGAUGAAAUACGACGAAAGUGACAAUGCCCUCAUUCGGGCGUCCCGCGUGCUGACGGACAAGGUCACAGACUUGCUGGGGGGCCUGUUCUCGAAGACUGAGAUGUCAGAGGUGCUCACGGAGAUCCUGCGAGUGGACCCCGCCUUCGACAAGGAGCGCUUCCUGCAGCAGUGCGAGAAUGACAUCAUCCCCAAUGUCCUGGAGGCUAUGAUUUCUGGAGAGCUCGACAUUCUCAAAGACUGGUGCUAUGAAGCUACCUACAGCCAGCUGGCCCACCCAAUCCAGCAGGCCAAGGCCCUGGGCCUCCAGUUCCACUCCCGCAUCCUGGACAUCGACAAUAUCGAUCUGGCCAUGGGCAAGAUGAUGGAGCAGGGGCCCGUGCUGAUCAUCACCUUCCAGGCCCAGCUGGUGAUGGUGAUCAAGAACCCCAAAGGCGAGGUGGUUGAGGGCGACCCGGACAAGGUACUGCGAAUGUUGUACGUGUGGGCCCUCUGCCGAGACCAGGAUGAGCUCAACCCCUAUGCGGCCUGGCGGCUCUUGGACAUCUCCGCCUCCAGCACAGAGCAGGUCCUCUGAGCACAGUGGCCACCACCAGGGCCUCCAGGGCUGGAUCAUUCCUGCAAACACGCAGGGGGACCCAUGUCUACCUGCAGCAACUAGACCUCUGGGGAUAAGACUGUCGGCCCUGCUUCCACUCUGCCAGGACAGCUGCAAAACUAGCUGGAUGGGCAGGGCAGGGUGGGGAGGGGGCUGCUCCCCACAGGGCCAGCCCCUGCACCGCCCCUCUGCCCCACCGGGACUACUGGCUGGCAGGCCACAGAGGUCACAGAGGCGCACAGACCAGACAGUGCCAAGAGGCCCCCAGCACAGAGACUCCCACCCAGGACAGUGGUGGGGCCUGGGGCUGACUUGGCCAAAUCAGCCAGGCUGUUUUAGCUCCCUUUUUUUUUUUAAAGCAGUGCCCUUAUUAUCCUGUAUAUAUGCUGGAGAUUUGGAAAUAAUAAAACACCAAAGUGCAGGAGAGCAA
Messenger RNA from Phacochoerus africanus (Common warthog), 1872 nucleotides. RefSeq names its product translocase of inner mitochondrial membrane 44 (gene TIMM44). Gene Ontology annotation, biological process: protein import into mitochondrial matrix. Bases 57 to 1421 code for a protein of 454 amino acids. The transcript has 13 exons. NCBI's taxonomy places the organism in Eukaryota, Metazoa, Chordata, Mammalia, Artiodactyla, Suidae. Gene Ontology annotation, molecular function: protein-folding chaperone binding. The record is from RefSeq and is a predicted model, not a curated record. Gene Ontology annotation, cellular component: mitochondrial inner membrane.